Molecule: messenger RNA, 744 nt
Organism: Prunus persica (peach)
Lineage: Eukaryota; Viridiplantae; Streptophyta; Magnoliopsida; Rosales; Rosaceae
Exons: 1
Coding region: 14-472 (152 amino acids)
Source: RefSeq, a predicted model, not a curated record
CUAGAGCUAGCCCAUGGCUUUUUUUUCCCCACAUUUUAUGGGGCUUAGUUUUAGUGUCACUCUCCCUCCAUAUAAAAGCAACACCAACUCCCCAUUUACUUCAUCAAAAUUCAAACACAUCAAAACAUCAGUUUUACUUCCCAUCAAGUUUAAGAGUGUUCUUAUUAAGUUUACAGAAGAAGAUAUCAAUAUGAGCAGUUCAUCAUCACCAGCAGCAAGGAGAGGUUGGGUGGUGGCAGCAAGUGUUGGAGUUGUGGAGGCCUUGAAAGACCAAGGGAUCUGCAGGUGGAAUUAUACUAUGAGAUUAAUGCAGCAGCAUGCAAAGAGCCAACUUGGGUCUUUUUCUCAGGCUAACAAGCUCUCUUCCUCAUCCUCUGCUCUGGUUUCAAGCAAGCUUAGAGAUGAGAAGGUGAAGCAGUCUGAAGAGUCUCUCAGGAAAGUCAUGUACCUCAGCUGCUGGGGACCCAAUUGAUUUCAGCAACUACAUAAUUUGUAGCUGAAGAACAUGAUCAAUACAAUUUGGCACUGAAGGCAGGCUUGGAUUACAAAUUUUCAAGUUUUGAGGCAUGGGAUGAUGAUAGCUGGAAACAUGUGGUUAAGUUGACCAUGGUUGGUGUAGGAUUUGCAGCCUGAAGAAAUUUUGUUUGUUUACAAAAUUAUUGUAAAUUGUAAAUGUCUGAGUUCUCUAUGAUAUAUACAAUUAGUAUGAAAAUUGAUAUGUCAUCUGAUCAUUAGCCCUAACCA